UGAUUCUGUAUUUUCUCGUGCGUCGUGCGUCGCUAUUGCUUAAAAAUUGUUACAGUAUCUUGUGAAACUUCAUUUUUGCUAGAGGCUAGUUGUGCGCGAUUAGAGUAACUAAUUAAACCGUGAAGCAACGUUAAAUAAAACACAUUUUCUUUGGCCACGUAUUGUUGCACGAGCACACAGACAAAAUGGUGGACAAAAUAGAAAUGAGUCUCGAUGAUAUUAUCAAGUCGAAUCGCACGCAAAAAAGGCCUGCUCGUGGUGGUGCCAGUGGUGUGCGGCGUCCUGGCGGAGCCCAGCGCUUUGCCGGUACACGUCGCGGAGGCGGAGCUAGCGGUGGUUCACCAAGGAAACCACCACCAGCAAGCGGGGCAGGCGGCGUGCUCAAGGGUCGCCGUGGUGGCAUUGUACAGAAGCCGAAGCUCGCACGGGGCGAUGUGAACAGCGCAUGGAAACAUGAUAUGUACGAUGGCCCCAAGCGUGGCGCCAGUGCCAUGGGCAUUGGUCCAACACGUUUGAUUGUCGGCAAUUUGGAUUAUGGUGUAUCAAAUACGGACAUUAAGGAGCUGUUCAAUGAUUUCGGACCGAUGAAAAAAGCAGCAGUGCAUUAUGACCGUUCUGGAAGAUCACUUGGCACCGCUGAUGUUAUUUUCGAGCGACGCAGUGAUGCGUUAAAGGCGAUAAAACAAUAUCAUGGCGUCCCAUUAGAUGGACGCCCCAUGACCAUACAGUUGGCGGUAUCGGAUGUAGCAGCCCUCACACGUCCAGUACCAGCUGUUGAUGCAAAGCGUCGCAUUGGUGGAGCCACACCACCCUUCAAACGUGGUGGUGCACGAGCUGGCGGCGCACCGCGACGUGGGGGCUUUAGAGGUGGUGCCGGUGGCAAACCAGCUGGCGGACCACGCCGAGAACGCAAAGCGCCGCCAACUGCCGAAGAACUAGAUGCCGAAUUGGACUCUUACAUCAAUGACAUGAAAAUCUAGAUCUAUUUUUUUUUAGUCAGCAAUUAAUCAUAGCUAACAACACUAACACAUCCACCCCUCAUACAGACACGCUCAUAUAAACUAGUCUUAAGAUUUACCAUAUAAGCUGUGUUUAUGGUACAAUAGCAGGGUCAAGUAAACAAAUUCAAAACCACAUAACAAAAACUUGAUAAGUGUACUGAAAAUAAUACCAACAGAUAGUUGAAAACGAUAAACGUCUUUAGCUCGUUUGUCAUUAGCUGAUUGCAACCGAUAGGACGAUUAUAUCUUUGUAUUGCACAAUUAAAUCGACUAUUUGAAUAAUACAAUUUGUAAUGUAUUUAUUAUAUAAAAGAACGCUUUAUAAAAGGAAAAUCAAUUA
Molecule: messenger RNA, 1341 nt
Organism: Scaptodrosophila lebanonensis
Lineage: Eukaryota; Metazoa; Arthropoda; Insecta; Diptera; Drosophilidae
Gene: Ref1
Product: THO complex subunit 4
Exons: 4
Coding region: 186-980 (264 amino acids)
Biological process (GO): mRNA export from nucleus
Cellular component (GO): nucleus
Molecular function (GO): mRNA binding
Source: RefSeq, a predicted model, not a curated record